GUUAUAGAACCCUCUACCAGGAAGUAAACUCAGUGGAAAGACAGUGCUCGAGGACGCACAAGCAUCGUUACCUUCCUGAGAAGUUGACGGGAUCAAAGUGUCGUCAUGUCCUUAACAAUAUUGACGGCUACACAAAGGCUGAGAUCUGUCUCCAGACUGCAUCGAAUUCAAGGACACAUGAUGUCCACUCAUGUGGAGCCAGAUGUUCUCCUGGAGAAGGUGGGCAGAGCUGGUGUGAUCACCAUGAACAGACCCAAAGUCCUAAAUGCUCUAAACAUGUCCAUGAUCCGAUUGAUCUACCCUCAGCUCAAGAAAUGGGAAAGUGAUAGUGAAACUGACCUGGUGAUAAUCAAAGGAGCUGGGGGUAAAGCCUUUUGUGCUGGUGGAGACAUCAGAGCUAUAACUGAAGCCGGGAAAGUUGGAGAUCCCCUCACAAAGGUGUUUUUCCGUGAGGAAUACAUGUUGAACAAUGCUAUAGGAACAUACAGGAAACCAUUUAUUGCCUUAAUUGAUGGAAUAACGAUGGGAGGGGGAGUUGGUCUGUCAGUUCAUGGACGUUUUCGAGUGGCCACUGAGAAAACAUUGUUUGCCAUGCCAGAGACCGCUAUUGGUCUUUUUCCGGAUGUAGGAGGUGGUUAUUUCCUCCCGAGGCUCCAGGGAAAGUUGGGACUCUUUCUAGCUAUGACUGGCUUCCGUCUCAAAGGUCGUGACGUGCACAGAGCUGGUAUUUCCACUCACUUUGUGGAGUCCAAGAAGAUAUCCCACCUAGAGAAGGAUCUUCUGGACUUAAAGUCGCCCACAGUUGAGAAUAUUUCCAGAGUGCUAGACUCCUUCCAGAAUGAGAGCAGCCUUGAUUCUGAGAAACCGUUUGUCCUGGAGAACCACAUGUCUGACAUUAACCGACUGUUCACCUCUGACACUGUGGAGGGUAUCAUGCAGAACCUGAAGGCAGAUUCUUCAGACUUUGCCAAGAAACAAAUUGAGAUAUUAUCCCGGAUGUCUCCCACCUCCCUGAAAAUAACCUACAAGCAGCUGCAGGCCGGUGCUACGCUCAGCCUACAGGACGUGUUCGUCAUGGAAUAUCGCCUGAGCCAGGCCUGUUUGCGGGGCUGUGACUUUUACGAGGGUGUAAGAGCUGUUCUGGUUGACAAGGAUCAUAAUCCCAAAUGGAACCCACCAACUUUGGAGGAGGUGUCUGACCAGAGUGUGGACCAGUGCUUCGCUUCGCUUGGAGAGAUGGAUAUGUCUUUUUAAUGUCAUCCGACACCUUCACACUUGGAGCACAUUAGGAUUGUAAAGAAAAAACUAAAUAAUGUACGGUAUGCUCGGGAUAGGUUGAUUGGCAACACUAAAUUGGCCCUAGUGUGUGAAUGUGAGUGUGAAUGUUGUUUGUCUAUCUGUGUUGGCCUUGCAAUGAGGUGGCGACUUGUCCAGAGUGUAACCUACCUUCCGCCCGAUUGUAGCUGAGAUAGGCGCCAGCGCACGCCGCCACCCCGAAAGGGAAUAAGCGGUAGGAAAUGGAUGGAUGGAUGGCAUGUGCGUAUGCAUGCGUGUGGACAAAAUUCAUCAAAGCAAGGAAAUAAUGAUUGACAUUUUUUCUAGAAUUGUGCAACACUACUCCAAUAUUAUUCUCUUGCUCUUUUGUGUCUGUUAAUCAAGAAAUUACUGGAUACCAUCCUGUGAUCAUCGAUAAAACUGCUAAAAUGUUUUAAUUUUCACACAGGCCAAAAAUGUUUUGAUAUUUUUACAAUACCACAUUGCAGAUGUAAUCCUAAACUGUAAUGAUACCUUAAAUUUUCAAAAUCAUGUAUUUACAUUUUUUAGAAAUAAAGAAUGCAUUAAAAUGUAUGUUAUUAGAAGACAGGAAUCAAAUGGUUUACAGCCUGUAGCAAUUUACACAGAUAUUAUUGGUGAGUCAAUUAAAGCUGACCAGGGACAUAAGCAUCCCCUUUAUUGCCAUGGCAACUUUGGAUCUUCAUCUCCCAGUACUUAUUAGUGUUCAACAUGACUGUACAUUCAUUUAGUUUCCGGCAACGCUUUGUCAGCUAAAUUAGCUGCUGUAAAAGGUUGUAUUUACCACUUAACAACUGUUGGGGGCACCGAGGGGUAAACAGAAUGAUGUUUACUGACAGUCCUGCAGGAAGUUGUAUAUGAGGUGACAAUGUCAAUGAUGAAUGUUUUGUGUAAAUGUGAGACUAAAGUCAAAGUUUAAAGUC
Messenger RNA from Nerophis ophidion (straightnose pipefish), 2216 nucleotides. It is a transcript of the gene hibch, whose product is annotated as 3-hydroxyisobutyryl-CoA hydrolase. The transcript has 14 exons. Bases 106 to 1254 code for a protein of 382 amino acids. The record is from RefSeq and is a predicted model, not a curated record. Gene Ontology annotation, biological process: L-valine catabolic process. Gene Ontology annotation, molecular function: 3-hydroxyisobutyryl-CoA hydrolase activity. Gene Ontology annotation, cellular component: mitochondrion. NCBI's taxonomy places the organism in Eukaryota, Metazoa, Chordata, Actinopteri, Syngnathiformes, Syngnathidae.